Molecule: messenger RNA, 1530 nt
Organism: Rotaria sordida
Lineage: Eukaryota; Metazoa; Rotifera; Eurotatoria; Philodinida; Philodinidae
Source: the annotation of a GenBank genome assembly
AUGAAGAGAAUAAUUCUAUAUUGUUUUAUUCUAUUAUUAAAUAGUAUUAUUAAUCUUGCUUGUAAUAUUCAAUUUGAUAAUAUUGAUAACUUGAAUAUAUAUCGUAAUGUCUAUGAACGACAUAUAUUUAAUAUAAGUGGUCAACUUCAAUAUUGUCCAUCAUCAUUAAUUAUACGAAAUAUUUCAUUAUCAAAUCCAAUACUUAAACGUUUAAGUAUUUUAAAUGUAACAUUUUUUAUUCAAACAAAUCGUAUUAAUAUAACAGGACUUGCUCGAUUAGUUGGUUUUGCACCAGUAACAAUUCAACUUUAUUUUCAACAUGAUAUUGAUCAUAGAUCAAUUGAAUAUUCAAUAAAAAAUGCAACUAAUCAACAAAAACAAUGUGGAAAAUUAUCAUCAUCAGAUCGUAAUGAAAUUCUUGAAAAUUGUCCAAUGAUUAAAUUUGAAGAUGGUUAUUAUAUAUUAAAACAAACAAUAAAUGUAGCUGUAAAACGACGUCAAACAAUAAUUGAUAUAUUAUUUACUUCUGUUGUUAUGUUUCUUGUUACAGCUGGUACAUUAUGUAUUGGAUGUGGUUUAGAAAUCGAACAAUUACUCAAUAAUUUUAAACGACCAAUACCAUUAAUUGUUGGUCUUGCUUGUCAAAUUAUUUAUUUACCAUUAUUAGCAUUUGCUAUUAAAAAAAUUUUUCAAUUAGAUAAUUCAACAAGUUUAGGUUUAAUUUCAACAGCAUCUAGUCCAGGUGGUGGUUCAUCAAAUAUAUAUACAGCAUUACUUCGUGGUGAUGUUGAUUUAUCAGUAACAUUAACAUUUCUAUCAACAAUAUUAGCAUUUGGUACAUUUCCAUUGUGGAUACGGCUUCUUGGAGAUCGUAUAAUUGAUUUUAAAAAAGUUAAAUUUCCAUGGUGGAAUAUGUCAAUAUCAUUAUUAUCAUUAUGUUUACCAGCAAUAAUUGGACUUUUACUUCGUCGUUAUCGACCAGUUUUAGCUCAUCGUAUUGGGAGAUUUCUUAAUCCUAUUGCUUUUGGUUAUCUCGUGUUUAUUCUUACAUUUGGAGUUUAUAUAAAUAUGUAUAUAUUUUAUAUAAUUGAUAUAAAAUCCAUAAUGACAUGUUGUUUUUUACCAUGGUUUGGUUUUAUAGGUGGUUCAGUUAUAUCAUUAAUAACAGUUGGUGAUAAAAAGAAAAUAAUAGCUAUUUGUAUUGAAACAGGUAUUCAAAAUACAGGUGUAGCUAUUGUUUUUCUUCGUUUAACAUUUCCUCAACCUGAAUCAGAUGUUGCAUUAGCAAAUCCAAUACUUGUUUCAAUGGCAAUACCAAUACCAUUUAUUAUUUUAGUUUUAACAAGAUCAAUUAUGAAUAGAUUUAGUUUUUGUCAAAAAUUUUUACCAGGAAAACACGAAAAAAAGAUUGAAGAAAAAGAAAAACCAGAAAAAACUCUUAUUAAACAAUUAUUAAAUGAAACAACAAAUGAAGAUAAACAAGAACAAGAUCAACAAAUUCAUCGUCAGAUAGAUAAUCAAUCUUCAUAA